AGCUCCCGCAGACCGCCUGCGCUGCUCGACUGCAACGAUCAACGCUCCAGCUUCCCUUCCAUCUCCUUCGAUCUCACUCUCUUUCUUGUAUUAAGUCUUUACUUAGACAUUACUCAUUUCCUGUGUUAUACCAUGGCUGCUGAGGACGAUCGCUCGCAACCUCUCACAUCCAAGAGACCGCACUCCGCCGUCGACGGCGCUGAGGACGACGGAAAUGAUUCCUCUUCUGACGAUGAUUUUGGCCCUGCCCUUCCCUCGGCCGAUGCGCCCAAGAAGAAACGACGGAAGCUCCCCUUCGAGAAGGUCUAUGUGAACGCGCUGCCUGCCUCGCCUCGAUACUCCAAAUCGCUCAUGCACAAAGACCAAUUGUCGUUCGUGACCAUAUCGCCGCACACCGAUUUCCUAAUCACCUCGUCGAUUGACGGCUUUGUCAAGUUCUGGAAGAAAAUGGCGGUCGGUGUCGAGUUUGUCAAAGAGUUCCGGGCUCACAACGGCGAAGUGAGGAGUGUCAGCGUCAGCGCUGACGGCAGGAGUUUUGCGACGACGGGGAGCGAUAAAACGGUUAAGAUCUUCGAUGUGAUUACGUUUGAUUUACUAGCCAUGAUUACUCUCGAAUUCACUCCGCGCUGCGUCUGUUGGGUACAUCGCCGAGGCGCAUCGCUACCGCUGCUGGCCGUUACGGAUGAGGGCAGCAGCACGAUUCAAAUCUUUGACGGCCGUGGAGAGAAUGUCACCCCCCUGCAUACCGUCAAGUCCGUCCACCGAAGCCCCGUAGCGGCCAUUGCCUUCAACGAUGCGUACGAUUGCGUGGUUUCCGCCGAUGAAUCGGGCAUGAUCGAAUACUGGCGAGCCGGCGAUGGCUCCUUUGAGAAGCCCGACAACGUGUUUGAGCUGAAGUCGUCCACCAACCUGUUUGAAUUUAAAAAAUCCAAAUCGACUCCGACCUCCUUGACCAUCUCCCCCUCCGGCGAGCAGUUCGCCGCGAUGUCUUUCCCCGACCGUCAGGUUCGUGUAUUCGACUUCCCUAGUGGAAAACUGCACCGCAAAUAUGACGAGUCACUCUCUACCAUCACCGACAUGCAGCAGGCCGGCACCGCCAUCUACCAGUUGGACGAGCUGGAGUUCGGCCGUCGGCUCGCGGUGGAGCGCGAAAUCGAGAACCCCGUCACUCAGCCCCGAGUCAACGUCAUUUUCGACGAGUCCGGACACUUCAUUCUCUAUGGUUCCCUAUACGGCGUCAAGUGUAUCAACACCUACACCAACCGCGUCGUGCGCGUCUACGCCAAAGACGAACCGUUCCGGGCACUCAACCUCGCCAUGUACCAAGGGCAACCGCAGCGGAAGGGCGUGAUGACCGUCUCCAUGGCUGCCAGUUCGAAUCCCCUCCUCCAGGAGGCCGAGGAGCGCGACCCUAUCCUCGUCAGCACGGGGUACGCCAAGCUGCGGUUCUACCUGUUCACCAACGAGACCGAGGUGUCCAAGUCCUCGCGAGACGUGCAGAACGAACGGCCGGCGCAAGCGGCCAGUGGCCGCGAAACCGCCGCCCAAAAGGCGAAGGAACUGGGCACGUCGGCGAUCUUGCACACCACGAUGGGCGACAUCCACCUGCGGCUGUUCCCAUCGGCGGCGCCCAAGGCCGUCGAGAACUUCGUCACGCACGCGCGCAAUGGCUACUACAACAACACCAUCUUCCACCGUGUGAUCCGCAAGUUCAUGAUCCAGGGCGGUGAUCCCAUGGGCGACGGCACGGGCGGCGAGUCGAUCUGGGGCGGCGAAUUCGAGGACGAGUUCUCCAGUCUGAAGCACGACAAGCCUUACACGCUCUCCAUGGCCAACGCGGGGCCCAACACCAACGGCAGCCAGUUCUUCAUCACGACAGAGAAGACGAGCUGGCUCGAUAACAAGCACACGGUGUUUGGUCGCGCCGUUCAGGGUCUCGACGUUGUGCACAAGAUCGAGAAUACGAAGACGUUUAAGGAAAAGCCGGAACAUGACAUCAAGAUCGUCAGCAUCACGGUAUCAUGAGAUAUCGAUGGAUCUAGGUCUCGGAGGCGUUUUGCUUGCUUCGACUUUCUUGUCUUUAUUUUCUUGCAACGAUAAUGACGGAUGUAUUGAGAUUUAUUACGCCGGCGUUGAUAUAGAUCUCUCAGCCUACUUUGUAAAAUAUACUACGCAAUCCUAUCAUCAGCAAUGUAAUCUUUCUUUUUGUUCAUGCCUCUCCUCGAUACAAAAUCCAUUGUUCCAGAGAGAGCCACAUAUCAAAAUAUAACCGGACGGGCCAAUCAGGCCUCCGAGGAUUCAUUAUGAUUCAUACCGAGUCGGCGUCAUCCAUGAGGUCAGCAAAACAAAUGACAUGGCGUCCGAGGACUAGUCUCGCAGCCAGACAAAAAGUAAAAGGAUACAAUAAAAUGAUAGAAAUUAAGAGCAAGGGGUGACGGCGCCAAGAAAGAAAGGUAAAUAUUCACAAACACCGCGCGGAAGACUCGAACACAAGUAGCUGUACGCGAUAGAUUUUAUCAAAAGCCAACCGGAGAUACGCAACGCCCGAUAUAUGCAACAUUAGCAGGGAAGUUGUUGUAGAAAGCAACGAGCAGGCGGCGAAUAUCAUGAGACGGUCUCAUGAUUAAUCCGCUCUGUAUAUUAAGAAGCUCUAGAUCCAGACAAUUCACAUAAGUCGUGUCCGGAUCCGGCAUGGCUCAGACAAAUGAUUGUUUCAAGUUGGAGAGAUGGGCUCCGGGGGUAAGAAGAAUGAAAGGAAAAGGGAUUAGCCAACGUCAAAUAGGUAGGUUCAUUAUCACCGAGGGACUUCGCGGAUUUCGAUAUCACCCUCGUCCGCAGGCUGCGAGCUCUUCUGCAAACGCGACGGCGUUCGACUUGGCCGACUCGGAGGAACGGCGGCUUCUGUGCGAGAACUGCCAGCGACCGAAUCCGGGUUCAUAUAGCCGGCCGGCUGUGCCUGGCCCGGGGCCUGAUUAGCAGCCCAGGCGCCCGGAGGGGCGCCAGGCUGACCGGGGGCAGGACUGGGGGUGGCAUUUGGCCCACGAUUGAAAAGCAGGCCACUGUCGGUACUUCCGGUGCCGGCGGCAUGGUAGAGGCUGGGGUACUUGGCAUCGUGACGCCGCUUUAGCCAGACUCCCAGCACGGUGAUGAUGGUGAAACCGACGAUGAGGACGAUCACCAUGAUGAUCCACUGGUAAUGAGAUGACCACCUACACCGUCAACAGUUAGCGAUAUGAUUCCCCGGCACUUCAAGCAGACAACGGAACAAUCACCUACCAGGACGGAGGAGCGGGGUCAUCAUUCUGGGCCUUGGCCUUGGCGGUAUUCGUCGAGGUCGCCGAGUCCUUUUGAGCGGAAGACGUUUUGGUCGACGAGGAGGCGGUCGUGGUUUUUCCCCCGGAGGAACAGUAGUCGCUGUACCAUUUCUGCAGCAACGAACGAUCGGAGGCGCUAGAGCACGUGUCGUCGCAAGUUCCGUCGCCGGUAUUAUGGAGAUUCGAGAGCAGGCUUGACUGGCAGAAGCACGAAACGUAGGUCGCAUGGCCGUUUGCCGGAGCGGCCGGAGGGACGCAGCCACUCUGGGCCUGCUUCAGGUUGUUGCAUGACAGGCCACAUUGGGGGAAGGAAUCGGAGGCGGCGGAUGGCAAGAGAGAUGUGUCGUCGGCAGCGAGAACGGCGGUUGCCAGAAUGAGGAAAAGGACAAGGACGGAAAGGAGGCGCGAGGAAACAUGCGAAGUCGACGUGAGAGCCGAUCGCAGGGUCGCGGUCGGCGACAACCAACGUGCCAUGACGACGACGAAGAGGGACGAUUGGGAGGGAGACUGGCUGGCUUUGGGGUGGAGACCGGGACAAGCUCACAGACGGCCCACCAUCAUUCAGGGACCUGAGUUUGCUGAGGGAGGGAAUCAAAGGGGAGGGGGGAAAGUCGAAUAAACGAAAGACCGAAGGGUAGGAGGAGGUGGAUGAAAAGAAAAAGAGAGAGCAAGAGGCCCAAACGAUUGUAAGCAACGGA
This is a messenger RNA of Aspergillus melleus, 4012 nucleotides long. It is a transcript of the gene cyp15, whose product is annotated as WD40 repeat domain-containing peptidylprolyl isomerase. Bases 133 to 2025 code for a protein of 630 amino acids. The transcript is spliced from 3 exons. Gene Ontology annotation, molecular function: protein binding; peptidyl-prolyl cis-trans isomerase activity. Gene Ontology annotation, biological process: protein folding; protein peptidyl-prolyl isomerization. The record is from RefSeq and is a predicted model, not a curated record. Lineage: Eukaryota; Fungi; Ascomycota; Eurotiomycetes; Eurotiales; Aspergillaceae.